UUUGGGGUACUUUGAAGUUUUGGGGUCGGUGGAAGAAAAAUUAAAAUUCUCGAAGGUCGUCUGACAAAAUAUCGUUUAGCAUUGAUGUCCUGGGAAAUAAUUUUAGACUGAAAAAAAAUUUGCGGUUCGGUAUUGGGGUUGAUCUGCUUAGAACACUAAGGAAGGUUUUAAUGGGUUUUUAGAAAAUCAUCUCUAUCUUGAUGAUAACAACAAUAAAACAACAACAACAAUUUUAAAUAAUUUACCACAUAAACACAAAACAGCAACAAUAAGUACAUCCUCAUUAAGAGCUUCCCUAUACCAAGCAAAAAAGCGAAUGUUACCAAAAUGUGCUUCUUCUGCCGCUAAUAGACUUCCAAAUAAAAAUGGAAAUGUGGAAAUUUUCCUCAAUAAAAGAGGUGAUGGGGAACUUGUAUCCUCCAUGCUUCUGUCAAUGGCUACCUGCCCUUCUGUCGACUCCUCAAUUUCUAAUAGACGCCCAUUUUCUGCUCCAACGGAUGCUUAUACUUCAACAAAUGUUAAAAAAUCUAAAGAUUUGUGGUUGUCUGCGGAUUGGAGUGGAGGGAAUGACAAAACUAAAUUUUUGGACAAUUUGUCCCCUCUGAGGCAAAGACGAAAAAUUAUUCAAGCAAAUUCUGGUGAAUUAAUUAAAGCAAUUGGGUAUUUUAUUUGUCAACAUUGUUGUUGGUAUGGUUUGCAUGAACAGUUUGAACCGGCGCAUUUGGGGACUUGGUAA
This is a messenger RNA of Meloidogyne enterolobii, 736 nucleotides long. Lineage: Eukaryota; Metazoa; Nematoda; Chromadorea; Rhabditida; Meloidogynidae. The record is from the annotation of a GenBank genome assembly.